This is a messenger RNA of Drosophila busckii, 1280 nucleotides long. Its product is annotated as probable 3-hydroxyisobutyrate dehydrogenase, mitochondrial. Gene Ontology annotation, molecular function: 3-hydroxyisobutyrate dehydrogenase activity; NADP binding; NAD binding. Lineage: Eukaryota; Metazoa; Arthropoda; Insecta; Diptera; Drosophilidae. The record is from RefSeq and is a predicted model, not a curated record. Gene Ontology annotation, biological process: L-valine catabolic process. The transcript is spliced from 2 exons. Gene Ontology annotation, cellular component: mitochondrion. The coding region runs from base 108 to 1073 and encodes 321 amino acids.
UGUAGCCUCAGCAGCCGGUUAGUUGUGCUUCUGGCAGCGUUGCGAUCGAGUAGAGACUGCGGCAGUUCGUUCAUUCUAGAGCUUUUCACUUCAGAUAAAUAAUAAAGAUGUCGCUGCGUAUUGUGUCCCAAUCCGUGUUGAAUGCCUGCAACCAAACAUUGGUGCGUGGCAUGUCCACUCAGGGCGGCUCCAAGAACAUUGGCUUCGUCGGUCUGGGCAACAUGGGCGGCCACAUGGCCACCAAUCUGAUGAAGGCAGGACACAAGCUGCAUGUCUUCGAUAUCUCGAAGCCUGCCUGCGACAAUAUGGCGGCCAAGGGUGCUAAGGUGUACUCCAAGACCGCUGAGCUGGCCAAGAACUCGGACUUUGUCAUCACCAUGCUGCCCAACAAUGACAUUGUCAAUGCCUCGUACGAGGAGAUGACCGCUGAUGGCGUCAACAAGAACACCAUGUUCAUUGACUCCUCCACCAUUGAUCCCGUGCUGGUCAAGUCGCUGCAGGAGCGCAUUAGCGCCAAGGGUGCUCGCUUCAUUGAUGCUCCUGUCUCUGGCGGCGUUCCCGGCGCCGAGCAGGCUACUCUGACCUUCAUGGUGGGUGGCACAGAGGCGGAAUACAAUGCAGUGAAGGGGGUGCUCGAGUGCAUGGGAAAACGCAUCACUCACUGCGGCAACUAUGGCAUGGGACAGGCUGCAAAGUUGGCCAACAACAUGAUGCUGGCCAUCUCAAUGAUUGGCGUGUCCGAGGCCAUGAAUCUGGCCAUGCGUCUGGGUCUCGAUCCCAAGAUUUUUGCCGAGAUUAUCAACUCAUCGACGGGUCGCUGCUGGGCUUCCGAGAUCUACAAUCCCGUUCCCGGCGUUUGCCCCACUGCUCCAGCUAACAACGCCUACAAGGGUGGCUUCUCCACAGAUCUGAUUACCAAGGAUUUGGGCCUGGCUUCGGGAGUGGCUACCUCCUCGAAUACCCCGAUUCCCAUGGGUGCUCUGGCGCAUCAGAUCUAUCGCACACUCAAGUCCAAAGGCCUGGGCAACAAGGAUUUCUCCGUGGUCUACGACUUCAUGAAGAACGAGAACUAAAUUUUGAGGUACCUGCCCUCGCUUACAGCCAGUUUUGCAUUUAUUAUGGUUUAGCUUAAGGCAAGCCAAUAACUUUUAGGGCUUCCGUAGCAGACUUUGCAUUUUCUUGUCUGAAAUCUGUUUCGCUUAAAUUUACUAAAUGCUCUUUAAUCUAAUGUAUCUAACCAUAGAUAUAAAUAAAAGAAAUAAUACAAUUGUUAUGAACAA